CUUAUAACCCUCCUCCCUCUUGUCCUCAAAUCAAAUUCAUCUCUUCAUAUCUCUUUCUCAAAAUCACUCUCUUUGAAAUUAUUCCAGAAAGAAAAACAGCUUCUAUAAAAAUGGAAAACAAUCUACCAGUGAUAUCAAAGAGAGUGUGGAGUCUCGUACGUGUUGCCUUCUUCAUGCUGAGAAAAGAAAUAUCAAAGGGUAAGAUAAUGAUGAAUUUAAACAUGAUAUUUAGACGCAGAAGCAAGCUUGCUGUAAAAGCCAUUGCCAAUUUAAUGUCCCAUCAUCCCAACCAUGGUGGCUCCACCUCGAAUCGCCACUCCCACGACUCACACAACCCAUUCACUUCAUCAAGGGAGUACGAAUUCAGCUGUAGCAACACUCCCAAUCACUUUUUCUCAAUAGGAAAGCGACAUCACAGCCACAACCACAGACGCAAUGCUCAAGCACAACCUACACAUGACGAUGAGGUGACGACUAUCAAUGCAAUGAAGGCAGUGUUGGAGUUGCUUAACAAUGAUCAAUCGAUUGUAGAAGUGUCUCCAGCAUCCGGAUUCAGAUGUAGUCCAAUGGUGAAGCAAUUGAGGGUGACUGACUCGCCAUUCCCUUUACGAGAAGAUGAUGAGAAGGAUAAUCAAGUUGACAAGGCAGCUGAAGAUUUCAUAAAUAGGUUUUACAGUCAAUUGAGAAUGCAAGAUUGAUUGAUUAAUAUUAAUUCAAUUAUUACCUUGUUUAGUGGAUAAUCAAGUAGUCCUAUUUUGCUUUUUUGGUUACUUUCUGAUAUAAAUACCUAUGAGUGAAGGUUUUUGAUUCAGGUUAAUUACGUAUUUGCACAUGUUUUUGAUUCAGGUUAAUUACGUAUUUGCUUUUUUUGUUUACUUUCUGAUAUAAAUACCUAUGAGUGAAGGUUUUUGAUUCAUGUUGAUUUUGUGUUUGAAAAUGUUAAUUUUAAGUGCUGCCUAUGAAUAAUAAGAGAAUAAAUUUCAGAAUCUAUAAGAUGGAGAGAAUAAAUUAAUGGAUU
This is a messenger RNA of Vicia villosa (hairy vetch), 1018 nucleotides long. RefSeq lists its product as uncharacterized. Bases 111 to 698 code for a protein of 195 amino acids. The transcript has a single exon. The record is from RefSeq and is a predicted model, not a curated record. NCBI's taxonomy places the organism in Eukaryota, Viridiplantae, Streptophyta, Magnoliopsida, Fabales, Fabaceae.